Cyphellophora europaea CBS 101466 is the source of this 1545-nucleotide messenger RNA. RefSeq names its product cysteine desulfurase, mitochondrial. Gene Ontology annotation, molecular function: cysteine desulfurase activity; pyridoxal phosphate binding. The coding region runs from base 1 to 1545 and encodes 514 amino acids. Lineage: Eukaryota; Fungi; Ascomycota; Eurotiomycetes; Chaetothyriales; Cyphellophoraceae. The record is from RefSeq and is a predicted model, not a curated record. Gene Ontology annotation, cellular component: cytosol; mitochondrion; nucleus. Gene Ontology annotation, biological process: [2Fe-2S] cluster assembly. The transcript is spliced from 2 exons.
AUGUCCGGUACAGCAAGCGCCGCUGUGCGGUCAGCUUCUCGCAACUGCACUCGUCGUUUCUCGUCAUCAACAUUUUCGCAUUCAUCAUUGCGCCCCGCCACCUCGGCUCUCAAUCGAUCAACACAUCAGAGGACAUAUGUAUCGCAGUCAAAGCCAGCCCAGGCCCAAGUCAGUGAUGUGGAGAGCGCCAUCAAAGCAGAUCAACGCAAAUAUGUUGAACAGAGUGGUAAUAUGCCUGGCAAGGUCAAUCUCCCGGGCACCGGACUCUCCGGCGACACCGCCAUGAGCUCUUCUGCUGGUAUCCUAGGGCAAGCCACUGUUAUGGAUCAAGGUACUAGGCCAAUCUACCUAGAUGCACAAGCCACUACACCCACCGAUCCUCGAGUUCUCGACGCCAUGUUGCCGUUCCUCACUGGCCUGUACGGCAACCCGCAUUCAAGAACCCACGCUUACGGCUGGGAGACGGAGAAAGCUGUCGACCAAGCCAGAGAACACAUAGCGAACGUCAUUGGAGCAGACGCUAAAGAGAUCAUCUUCACCAGCGGUGCGACCGAGAGUAAUAACAUGAGUAUCAAAGGUGUGGCCAGAUUCUUCGGAAGAGCUGGAAAGAAGAAGCACAUUAUCACAACGCAAACGGAGCACAAGUGCGUUCUCGACAGUUGCAGACAUCUUCAGGACGAGGGCUACGAAGUCACUUAUCUUCCCGUAAACAACAAUGGUUUGAUCGACCUCAAGGAACUGGAGGCUGCCAUCAGACCCGAGACUUGCCUCGUCAGCAUUAUGACAGUCAACAACGAAAUUGGUGUUAUCCAGCCCAUGAAAGAGAUUGGACAGCUGUGCCGAUCCAAAAAAGUCUACUUUCACACUGAUGCCGCCCAAGCUGUCGGCAAGAUCCCUAUCAAAGUCAACGAAUGGAACGUUGACCUCAUGUCGAUUUCUGGCCACAAGAUCUACGGGCCUAAUGGCAUUGGAGCUUGCUACGUCCGGAGACGGCCGCGCGUGAGGCUCGACCCUAUCAUCAGCGGAGGUGGCCAGGAAAGAGGUCUUCGCAGUGGCACCCUUGCGCCGCAUCUUGUGGUUGGGCUGGGAGAGGCGUGCCGCAUCGCCAAAGAGGAUAUGGAGUAUGAUUCCCAAUAUAUCAACCGACUUUCGAAACGCCUUCUGGACGGUCUUCUCUCGAUGGAACACACAUCCCUCAAUGGCGAUCCGACACGCCAUUACCCGGGCUGCGUCAACGUCUCGUUCGCCUACGUCGAGGGCGAAUCCCUCCUCAUGGCACUCAAGGACAUUGCUCUGUCCUCGGGCAGCGCGUGUACCUCUGCCUCGCUAGAGCCCAGCUACGUCUUGCGCGCGCUUGGCAACAGCGACGAGAGCGCCCACAGCAGUAUCCGAUUCGGUAUCGGCCGAUUCACGACCGAGGCCGAGAUCGAUUACGUGCUCAAGGCGGUCAAGGAGCGAGUCACCUUCCUGCGCGAGCUGUCCCCGCUGUGGGAGCUUGUGCAAGAGGGAAUCGACCUCAAUACCAUUGAAUGGAGCCAGCACUGA